Molecule: messenger RNA, 2230 nt
Organism: Acaulospora morrowiae
Lineage: Eukaryota; Fungi; Glomeromycota; Glomeromycetes; Diversisporales; Acaulosporaceae
Source: the annotation of a GenBank genome assembly
AUGGCAUAUCAAGCAAAUAACAAUCCUAAUGAUGGUUUAAACAGAGUUGCAAACAAUUUGAAUCAACUGGUUCAACAAUUAAGGGUAAAUCUUGCUCAACCUCAAAAUGAAAUACAUUUGAUAAGUUAUCCUGAUUUCUAUGGUGGAGAGCAGGAUCCAGUAACUUGGAUGGAGGAGGUGGAACAAGUAUUUGAGGCAAAUAGGGUGCCUGAUGCAAGGAAAAUUCCAAUUAUUGUUCCUUAUCUAAAAGGAUCUGCUGCUACCUGGUGGGAUGAUCAAAUGGCACAACUUCAAAACUUUAAACCAGUUUUUCUUGAACAAUUUAGGACUGUAACUUUGGAAGGAAAAUGGUUUUCACAGCUUACUCAAAGGAAGAAGGUUAUAGCAGGAGGAAAUCAAUUUCCUGAGGCUGCAAAAGCUUAUAUUUUUCUCAAUGGAUUAAGGCCUGAGUUAUCUACAGCAGUUUCUCCAUUUAUGCCAAAUACUUUAUUUGAGGCAUAUACAAGGGCAAAGGCAUUUGAACAUGCACAUACUCAAAGUUCUUAUGGUUAUAAUAUGAACAUGAAUCCAGUUUCUUCCAAUGCUGAACAAAUUUUACAAUUGACUGAAGCUAUUAAAACAAUGUCUGAACAACUCAAUCAAAGGAAGCCAAGGAAUUACAAAAAUAAUAACAAUAAUGGCAACAAAUCUCAAAUUAUUUGUUUCAAUCCAAAUCAACAGGAAUUGUUGCAAAAUAUGUUAGCUUUGAUGAAUCAAAUUAAUCAAAAUAUUGGAAGCAAUAAUACUGGAAAUAGCAAUCAUACUGGAAAUAAUACCAGUUCUGGAAAUAACAAUCAAAAUGAAAAUGAAACAUUUGUUCAUAUUCCUGAACAGGAUGUUCAUAUCUUCACUGCUGAAAGAAGAGGAUCUCAAAGUAUCACUGUUGAAAGGAAAAAGUCUAAAAGGACCACAACCAGGAAAAGGAAUGUUGAGGAUGAAUUACCUGCAAUUGCAUCCUUGGUAACUCCAUAUUCAAUUGUAUCUGAUCUUCAAAAUAAACCUGCCAAUAUAACUUUUGGACAGUUGUUGAAGGAGGUACCUACUAUGAGGCAGGAACUUUCAAAAAGUUUGACCAAAAAGAGGACUAUUAGGAGAAAAUCUAAAAUGAAUGUCAAUAUUGGAGCUUUUCAAGGAUCAACAGCUUUAUAUUGUACUGCUACAGUGUAUGGUACAAAAAUUCCAUUGAUUAUUGAUAGUGGAUCAUCUGGAAGUGUUGUUACUAUGCAGCUAUUGAAAAAGUUAAAAGUAACACCUGAAAGGUCUUCAACAAUUAAAAUGAUCAAUGUUCAUGGUGAAAGUAAAAGGGCAUUGAGUGAAAUUUCAAACUUUCCUUUCAAUAUAGGAGAUGUUGAAAUUCCUGUGGAUGUAGUUGUAACUGAUGCAAACUCUUACCAAGCCUUGGUAGGAAAUGACUGGCUCUCUAAGGGAUUAUUGAAUCAACUGUUUGCUUUUAAUGAAUGGGAUAACAGUGACCAAUUGCUCAACUCUAUGGAAAAUGAUAGCACAUCUUCUUUAAAUGAAGCAACAACUCAUGUUGAGGAUCAAUUAUUUAAUUCAAUGGAAAAUCAAAUAAUAUCUUCAUUGGAUGAAACAGUAAUUCAUAUUGAAGAUCAAUUAACAAGCUCUAUGGAUAGUCAAACAACUUCUUCAAAGGAAUUAUUGAUUGAUGAGGAUCAAAUUGAAUAUUCUUUUGAUCUUUUGGAAAAUCAAUUGGAUCAAACAAUUGAUGAGGACAAGGAACCACCUGAAUGUCUCUACAAUUUAGUGGAAAAUUAUUUAUCAAUGUAUUUUGAUGAAAUAGAAAAUUAUGAAGUUCAUAAUGUUCAACUUGAAAAUAUUUCAACAAUUAUAUCAGGAUCUUAUAGUUCUUCACUUAAAGGAGAGGAAUAUUCAAGGACUAAUCAUAAAGGAAUACCAAAUGAAGGAUCUAUUAUAUUGUCAACAAAUCCAAACACUUUACCUUUAAGGUUGGAUCAACGAAAGGAAAACUAUAAUGAUAAUUAUCAAGGAAGUUAUACUAUAGGACAUCAAAUUCCUAUCUAUCAAUAUUUUUACAAUGAGUUGAUAAAUGAUGAACUGGAUGAAUUUUGGAUCAAAGCUUAUUUAAAUAGGAUUUUUAAUGCUGGAAUUCAAACUUUUGAAGGAUGGAUUUUCAAAGGAAACAUUUAUAAUAAUGAAAUUAUUCUUUUAG